AUGCAAGACUUGUCGGAAUUUACUGGGUUUCCCGACCUUGGCGUCGCCGCUGAGAGGAAUCCCGAAACUCAUGCCCAAGUGGCACGCGCGCUGCAGCCAUCAUUUAGCUCGCGCGUUCUCCAUGGUUGUCAUGAUGUGAUUCACCAGGUUGUUGACGAAUUUGUCACGCAACUUGAGAGACGAGGAGAAGUCAACUUAACAGAGUGGGUCGAUUACUUUGCCCAUGACAUUUCUGGCGAGUUGGUGUACAACAGGGAGGCGAAGAUCAUGAAGUCAGGAGAUCCAACACCGGAUGUAAUAGCAUCGCGGAAAAUGUCAUAUCUAGGAGCAGUGAUCGUGGCACUGAAACGGUUUCCCCUGCUCAAGUUCCCUCUAUUCGUUUGCCUAAUUCCAUGGGCUUUAGCAUCUGGCAUAUCCACCUUCGGCAAAACUGUUCAAGGGUACGCACGCGCGCGGAUUGCAAAAGGUGGCAAAGUCCGACAUCUAGACCUCUUGGAGCCCAUCAUACCCCCCGAGGGGUCAAUCGUAUCACAAGAAAGCAAGAAACGCAGCGACGACUGGAUCGUUGCCCAAGCCAACUCACUGAUGGCAGGAGCUUUGGGUCCGGUCACAAACGCCAUAAUUUCGUCAAUUCUCCUCUUGUGCGAUUCGCCAGAGACAAUGAAGCGAUUGCAAGAAGAGGUCCGGGCCACAUUCGAAAGAUACGACGACAUCACAGUGGAGGCAUGCCAGUCUGCGUGUCCUUACCUUAAUGCCGUAAUCGAGGAGGACUUGCGUCUUGUGACACCAGCACCGUUCGGCCUUCCAAGAUACAGCCCCGGUGCAGAUGUUGAUGGCCAUUUCGUACCAUCAGGGGUUACUGUACAGACUUGCAACUUCGCGGCAGCUCGCAGCCCUGAUUAUUAUUUCUUGCCACGAGAGUUCCACCCGGAGAGAUUUCUGCAAGAAACCCAUCAAUGGUAUGAUCGGCGCUUCAGUAACGACACUAAACACGCCGUCAUGCCCUUUUCAAUUGGCCCACGGCGUUGCACUGGCGCAACCAUUGCGUACACGGAGCUAUGUCUUAUACUUGCCAAACUGGCAUGGGCACUUGAUGUGAAACUAUCCGCGCCGGGCAAGAAAGUGAGCUGGGAAGCAGACGUGAAGGUUUAUGCAACAUAUCGCUUCCCAAUUGUGUGGAUCAGAUGCGAGAAGGCAAAAUUGAUACCUCUAGUUCUGUGA
Molecule: messenger RNA, 1221 nt
Organism: Colletotrichum siamense
Lineage: Eukaryota; Fungi; Ascomycota; Sordariomycetes; Glomerellales; Glomerellaceae
Gene: BOA3-4
Product: Cytochrome P450 monooxygenase BOA3
Exons: 4
Coding region: 1-1221 (406 amino acids)
Molecular function (GO): oxidoreductase activity, acting on paired donors, with incorporation or reduction of molecular oxygen; heme binding; iron ion binding
Source: RefSeq, a predicted model, not a curated record